Symbiodinium necroappetens is the source of this 1883-nucleotide messenger RNA. The record is from the annotation of a GenBank genome assembly. Lineage: Eukaryota; Dinophyceae; Suessiales; Symbiodiniaceae.
GCUACAGUCCCUCUGGGCGCACGUGCAGAGCUGUGCCACGUCCCUGGGCUUCGGCGUGUCACUUUGGAUCUUCAGCCUUGGACAUUGCCUGGUCUAUUUGGUGGGACCCGACCCUUUCGGUCAGCUGAUAGAGUAUGCGACGUGGGUUUGGGCCACUGGAAGCUUUCUGGUGCUGGGGACGCUGCUAGAGAUUCUUGCCCGGGUUUCUGCGCAGGGUGGACCGGUGUGGCGGUGGCGGUCCUGGCGGCGGAUGAUGAUUCCUCUCUGCCAUCAGCUCGAGGCCUUAGUUCUGACUGUUAUGACCUUCAGACUGGGCAUGAGCAUCUAUCUUUUACAUGUGGCUUUACGGGGAGGCGCCCUGCCGGUUUCGGUGUCGAAUCUGGACAAGGCCACCGUGCUAAUCCUCUGCGUCUAUCGUGCCCUCCGCACUUGGGAGGAGUUUCGGGGAAUUUCGGUGCAGGAGACGCUGCACGAGAGAAGGAAAAAGGCCAGCAUGAAGAAGCUCUGGAUGCACGAAUUCAAGGAGGCUUGGCAAGAGCACCGGGCACGGCAAGUGGUCCGAAUUCAGCAAGUCUUGAACAAAAAGUGGGUACAGAUGCUCUUCUUCGUCUCCUCUCUCACUUACUGCGCAGUGGAGUUCUUCGCCUUCGUGCGUACCUCGGAGGUUCUUGGCUACGCGCUCCUAUUUGCUCUUGGUGCUGAGUUUCUUCUUCGAGCAUGGGCUCAAGGUGGUGAGCACUUCUUCCGGCCGUCUCUGAACAAGAUGGAGUUCUGUGUGCUCGCGGCAGGGACGUGGUGCUUGUUCUAUGCCACCUGGUACACGCAGUACCUGGUUUCGUCAAAGAAUGAGGCGACGGCGUUUGCCACGGCGACGGCGGUGCUUCUGCUCAUUCACCGGUGCCUCCGGCUCCUAGGAAUCCAGCUGAAGAUCUCCGCCAGCGAGUUCGAUGCCGACUCCGUUGCCUCCUCCCUGGCUGUGCAGGCCUUCAUGACCAAUCUUGGCUGCUACGUGGACGUGCCGCCCACGAAUGUCAAAGUGGACCUUUCCGCCUCCAGCAUCCACAUCCAGAAAGCCAGCCUGAAGCCGGAGACGUUGGAGGGUUUGCAUUUGCCUUUGGCUGUGACCGGGGCCCUUGUGGAAGACCUCUUCGUAGACCUUUCCAGCGAUUCCAAGGAGAUGGGCAGAUUGACCUUUGCCUCGCGCACGCACGGCCGAACCCGAAUCCGCGUCAAGAAUCUGUUGCUGGUUCUGGGGCCCGGCCCGGGUCUAUCUUCCUGCCCAAACAAGGGCGGAGGUCAUUGGCACUACCAGACUGUGCUGGCCGCGAAGUGGCGCGUCGUCAAGAUGAUCUGCCAGAGGCUCACAGUUCCUGUCGUAGAGGCCACGGCGGUCAGGGAGUCACAGGACUCCCUCGGCUCACUGGGCUCCUCGAAGAGUUUGCAGGAGAUGAGGAGGAGCUUGAUGAGAGAUGUGCGACAGAGUAUCACCAGGAUGCCUUAUACCGAGAUGCACCUGCGGAAUGUCAGUGUGCAGUUCGAGGAUCCCGACUCACGCCUGGGCUAUGGAUGCUUCCUCCUCGGCAUGAAGUUAGACUCCCUGAAGCUCGACUGGCACCAGGGCCGCCAUUGCCACGCUCAGCUGGCACGCUGGUCUCUCUAUGCAGAGCCCUUUGCGGCAGCAGACAGCAGUGGAGUUCUCCUGCGAUCGAAGCCGAGAAAAGUGGCUCAGGAUAUGGUGAAGCUGAACAGCGCUGAGCGGCUUCGUUCCUGGGCUUUCGCGAGCAUGGAGGACCAUCGUCGAAAUCCUCUGAAGCAGCUCCGGCGAAUGGAGCGCUUUGCAGACAGGCACAACAUCCUGACGGUGCAGCAUGUGACCAUUCGAG